This is a messenger RNA of Athalia rosae (coleseed sawfly), 3707 nucleotides long. RefSeq lists its product as uncharacterized. The coding region runs from base 510 to 2921 and encodes 803 amino acids. Lineage: Eukaryota; Metazoa; Arthropoda; Insecta; Hymenoptera; Athaliidae. The transcript is spliced from 12 exons. The record is from RefSeq and is a predicted model, not a curated record.
UGCUGCCACAUUCCCCCCCUUCAGAGGUGCUAUUUCACGUUUGUGGCACGCUGCACAACGUACUUAUGCCAAGCAACGUGCCCAACCGUAGUGAUUGUGUGGCGUCGGCGUGCUCCUGCUUUUUACUGCCGUUUCACAGCAGUGUGAUUGGGCGUGAACGGUUUCUUGCGAACGGAGUUCACAACUGCUUCGUUGGAACCGAACAAUAGUGAUUCAUCAAGGUUUGAUUCACUAUCCAAGACAUACAGCUUUGAGGCAUGAUCCUCUAAGGAUUUUAAAGAUAAAAAAAUAAACAAUAAAAAAGGCUAGUACGGUUCGUUUCCACAGUGAAUGAGUGCCGUUGGAUAACUUACGAAUUGUGUCAUAGUGGCAAGAGGUCUCUGCAGACUACAACGCGGGAUACGAUUGUUUUAAUAAGAGUUCAGAUUUAAGAGAAUUAAACGGUAAUGUAAGUGAUAACGAGAACACUAUUGACGACCAAUUAUUGGAAUAAAGUGUUAAAGCGUAAAAUGAAGUGUCCAGGCGCGUGGACGACGCUUGUCAUUGCUUGUGUGACGCUGGGCGUUGCCGGGCAGUACGAGUGGCAAGCUCGAGAUGAUUUUGACGAGAUCCGUCGUCGCAUGGAUCAGGUUACGAUUGAAAAUUGUCCGAUCCAACAUCUCGCAGAUUUAUACCUACCCGAAGACACUGUGUCGCAUUUACCGGACAUAAAGGAUGUAAAUAUAAAUCCUGUCUUCCCGAACAGAACCGCCCUGCUUCAUCUCCACAACAUGGCAUUAAGCAGAUCAUUUUAUUGGAGUUACAUACUACAGUCGCGGUUUAUUCGACCAGCUAUAAACGACACGUAUGAUCCUGGCAUGAUGUACUACUUUUUGUCAACUGUAGCUGAUGUCUCUGCCAAUCCGUACAUUAAUGCCUCUGCCAUAUACUUCUCGCCAAAUAUGUCUUAUUCGCCAUCGUACCGAGGGUUCUUCAAUAAAACUAUGCCCAGAUUCGCCCCUAGGACCUUCAGAGCUGAUGAUUUUAACGACCCAAUUCAUUUGGAACGAAUAUCAACGAGAAACACAUUCAGCGUACAAGAUCUUGGAGCAUUUCCAGCCAGCAGUUUGAGUUUAGAUUACACAACGGAUUAUUAUCGUAUAAAUGAAUGGUACAGAAAGUGGCUCCCGGACCAUGUUGAAAAAAGACAUGACACAAAAACUACUUAUCAAGUAGAGAUAAGAUACGCCAACAACACAAAUGAGACGCUCACAUUUCACGGUCCUCCUGGUGCUGAUGAAUUUCCUGGGCCUGUGAAAUGGACUCGUCCAUAUUUUGAUUGUGGUCGUUCGAAUCGCUGGCUAGUAGCUGCGGUUGUACCUAUUGCUGAUAUAUACCCCAGACAUACAGGCUUCAGGCACAUUGAAUAUCCUACGUACACUGCCAUUACCGUCAUUGAGAUGGAUUUUGAACGAAUAGAUAUAAAUCAAUGCCCAAAAGGUAAAGGGAAUAAUGGUCCGAACAAAUUUGCAGACACCGCGCGAUGCAAAAAAGAAACUACUGAGUGUGAACCGAUACAUGGAUGGGGUUUUAGGAGGGGUGGUUAUCAAUGCCGAUGUAAACCUGGCUUUAGAUUACCGACUGUAGUUAGAAGACCGUAUCUUGGUGAAAUUGUUGAAAGAGCUACAUCGGAACAAUAUUACAAUGGAUUCGAUUGCUCAAAAAUCGGAUGGGUACAGAAGAUGCCUGUACAAUGGGAAAAAGCAACUCCAUAUGUCAAAGAAAAGUACCUCGAGAGAUACUAUGAGUAUAGAAAUUUCACCACUGGUCCAGAAGCCCUUCAUUCCGAAAAAAUGAACAUUGAACAAGCUCUUAAAUUUAUACUUGGGGUCAAUGGAAAAAAUUGUAUGAAUUACACAAAACAGCAAUUGAAUUUACACGGUGACAUAAGUUAUAAAGCAGAGGAGUUCUUUGAAAACGAAGCUAAAAUGGCAGUUAGAUUGGCUAAUUUCAUCAGUGCCUUCUUGCAAAUAUCAGAUCCAAAGGAAGUAUACUCUGGCAAGAGAGUUGCUGAUCGACCCUUGACCGAAGAUCAAAUGAUUGGUGAAACCUUGGCUCUUGUCUUAGGAGAUACUAAAAUUUGGUCGGCUGGUACUUACUGGGAACGUAACAAGUUCACCAAUCGCACUUUUUUCGCACCCUACGCAUACAAAGAACAACUCAAUACGAGGAAGUUUAAAGUUGAAGAUCUGGCUAGACUUAAUGAUACUGCGGAAGUUUACACUGGCAAGCAUUGGUUCAAAUUUCUCAAGCAACGAUGGGCAACGAACUUUGCAGAGUUGGAACAAUAUCACAUGCGAAUCAACCUUCGAUUCAAUGAAACAGGAGAACAUACCAAGAAAUAUGAACACAACCCCACCUUCUACAGGGCGGCAAACCUGAACCAUGGCCAUUGGACCGCUCCUUACUUCGAUUGUAACGGCAAAGUGAAGAAAUGGGUAAUUACCUAUGCAUCCCCGUUUUUCGGCUGGAACAACUUGAAAGAAAAACUGGAAUUCAAGGGUGUCGUGGCUGUGACCAUGGACUUGCUUCAGCUGGACAUCAACCAGUGUGACGAUAGAUUUUAUGUCCCGAAUGCAUUCAAAGGGACGCACAAAUGUGACAAGAAAACUUCAUAUUGUGUUCCGCUGCUCGGCCGAGGCUUUGAGACUGGAGGGUAUAAAUGCGAAUGCAAGCAAGGAUUUGAAUAUCCAUUCGAAGAUCUGAUCACUUACUACGAUGGGCAACUCGUGGAGGCGGAAUUUAACAACAUAGUCAAUGAUCAGGAAACUAGGUACGAUAUGUUUAGAUGCCGCUUGGCAGGUGCAGCUUCGGUUCAGUCGAGUUGGCUAUUACUCCUGACUCUACUCGGUCUAUUUUACAGAGUGCAUCGCAGGUGGUAGGACUUUAUACAGGGUAUCUACCUCAGAAUUUAUAUCAUCUCGAUUAUUAUUAUUAUUAUCAUUAGUACUACUACUAUUAUCAUCAUCAUCGUCAUUGAUAUCGUUACCAUUAUAAUCAUUAUCAGACCAUUAUGCCUUUUAAAAUGAAACCGUCCGUAGUCAUUUAAUGACAUACUAAUAAUGUCUUGUCCGAUAAGGUGAGGCCGUUGUAUCAUAGACAGUUAUAAGGGAAUGGAUUGUGCAUGGAUUGUCUAUGAAUGACUCAUCUUUUGCAAAUUUUGAAUACCCAUAACUCGUGAUGAAAUAACGUGGAUAUUCCGUUGACUAAAAUAUGUAGAAUUUAUUCUUCAACAACAUUCCAUGUCUCAAGAUCCGAAUAUGUUAUAGUUAGGUCGACAAAGACUGACGAAUUCCGUCCAGAUUGAUAUACAUAAUCAAAGUAAUUAUACGUAUAAUCUCAUGAUGUAUCUAUAUUUAAAAUAUUUUAAUAUGCUCUGUUGAGAAGGAAUCAUAUUUCUAAAUUUUAUCGAAAUGCCCUGUUCAAUUGAAGGGUAUUAUUUGAAGUGCUUUUUAUACAAUAGGUGUUUCUUAUACAGCCAUUUUUAUAGAGAUAGACCAUGUCAUCAACGUUUUUUUGUAAUUUCCGGCUGUUACAAAGAGUCGAACGUCCGUCCAACGGCGAUAUUUAAAUACCGUCCACGAUACAAAAAAGUUAUCAUAUAAGACGAUAUAGUAUAUUUUAUACAGAAAGCAAAUAUAGUAAAUACAGCCAAACCGAAACUGUCA